Arctia plantaginis is the source of this 288-nucleotide messenger RNA. The record is from the annotation of a GenBank genome assembly. NCBI's taxonomy places the organism in Eukaryota, Metazoa, Arthropoda, Insecta, Lepidoptera, Erebidae.
AUGGCGAACAGGAGGUCACUAUGGUUUUACUUUGCUAUUAUUUUAGUUAUCCUAAGUACUCUCACACAAGAAACCGAAGCCCGGCGUAGGAUUCUGCGAGGUAGACGUGUGAUGACACGGACUUAUUACCGUGGUAACGCUGUCCCAGCUUGGGCUAUUAGCUUAAUGGCCGGUAUUGGUAUGCUAGUUGUCGGUGGAGUACUCUACGUAGUCAUGAGGAAGUUAGUCCUUUCAGCUCAGACAGGAUCACUGAACACUUACCAGCCGGCGAUGCAACAAGAUGUCUAA